Molecule: messenger RNA, 3003 nt
Organism: Trichomonas vaginalis G3
Lineage: Eukaryota; Parabasalia; Trichomonadida; Trichomonadidae
Product: armadillo (ARM) repeat-containing protein family
Exons: 1
Coding region: 1-3003 (1000 amino acids)
Source: RefSeq, a predicted model, not a curated record
AUGAGUUCUCCAAAAGAUACAUUACUUCAUUGCUAUCAUCUACUUGAAACAGGUGGAGAAGGAGUUAAUGAAGUUACUCCUAUAAUUCUCGAAAUUUAUUCCAAUCCAGAAAAUAUUAGUAUUUUAUUUGAAUUAAAUCUACAAAGUGAAAGCAAAUACGUACAAAAAAUAUCUGUCAUUGGCAUCAAAAACAUAAUUAAAGAACUUUUUAACGCAAAUAAAGAAAUUCCUGCUGAUUUGUUAAAUUAUCUUAAAUCAAUCGCUAUACAAGGACUUCAAAGUGAAGUCUCUGAAGAGUCUAAGAAAUGGUAUAUCUUUAUUUCAACAAUGUUGCUUUCAAAACUCAUUCCUUCACCAGGAUUUCCUGAAUUAAUCGAAGUUGCCUCUAAUUUCAUACAAGAUCCUCUUCAAAUUCAAACAGGUCUACUUUUAUGGUCAAAUAUCAACAAAGAACUCAGUGCUGAUCAAAUGUCAGAAUUUGUACCGGGAUUAAUGCAAGCAAUUACAGUUUCUCUACGUGUUGAUGAUAGACCUAACGUAAGAAUUCUUGGCUUAGGCUUAUUCCUCAGUUUACUCGAGCGUCAAUGCGAUAUUGAGAUUUUCAAGACAAAUCAAGAAUUCCAUGCAGCUCUUCAAGCUGAAUACGAACGUGCCAUCAUUGGUGGUGCUUCAGAAGAUGAAAGAUCGCAAACUACGGAAACAAUUGCUUAUAUGAUCAGAUCUGAAGAAGGAUUUGAAGUUUUAGAGCCAUCAUUCAAACAAAUAUACCAUAUUACAUUCCAGACAUUCUUUGAUGACCAAUUUUCCUGGAAAAUCCGCUUAGAUUGUCUUUGUGUCUUAAAUGCCGUCAUUGACCACAAUCCGAAGCUUGCAGAAUCCUUCCUUGAAGAUCUUAUCCCCACUGCCAUCAAUCUUACUGUCGAACAAUGCAAUCAGGAAGGAAGAGAAAAUUUCCAACCUCAUUUCACUGAUGUCUUAUUUACAAUCCUUGCAUCAGAGGAAGACAUUGCUCCAGACCUUAUCGCCGAGAUCCUGGCCAACGCGCAAGAAACUUUGGAGUCAAAUUCUCCUGAUAUCGUAUUAGUUCAAGUUUUAGUCCAAAUCUUCGCCUAUUUAUCAGACGGUGCCAGAUCUCUUUUGGCAGAGUUCGCUCCGGACAUUUUGAACGAUGUUUUCUUCAAAUGUCUUGAAAUUGAAGAUGAAAGUAUAAUUUCAGCAACAUGCGUUACAAUGUCAGACAUUUCGGAGACAUCACCAUCAUUCUUCAACGGAUUUAUCGAUCAAAUCACAACUUAUUUGAUAAAUCUCCACGAAAACGAAGAAUCUCUUAAAACAUUGCAAGCAAUCCUUCAAAACAGCGACGAAUCGCCAAGUGAUGUUCCACAAGUUGUCUACGCAUUGAUACAACUCAUCCAAACCAUGUUUGAACAAGGACAAGAUUUAUCAUAUUAUAUCUCUGUCAUUUCCCAGCUGAUUUCGAAAUACAAUGGUGACCAAGGCAAUCUAUACAAUGAUAUAAGGGAUAUUAUCAUUGCUAUCAUCAAAAACGGCGAUUGUUUCGGUCCAUGUUUUGAAUUAUUCUCUUAUUUAUGUAAAAUGAAUCCAAACUUGGCUUCAAAUGACAUCCAAGACUUUCUUCAGACAAUGGUUGAUUGCGUUACCCCUGAUAGCAUCGAUUUGGCCCAAUCAGUAUCGAUUGCUUUGAGAAACAUCGCAAUAACUAUGCCAGAAACUUUGGAAAAUUUCAUUCCUCAGUUAUCUGAAUCAUUAAUUCCAUUCAUCGCUUCGGAUAUAACAGGAAACACUUUAUUAACUGAUGAUGAGAAGGCCCGGGAGAAUGAAUCCAAGUCUUCACAAGUACAAGGCUGUAUCUUGGUUUGUUUGGCCGCAUUCAUUACAGCAUCACCGAUUAAAAUCCCCUCAAAUAUUGUUGAAGAAAUAAUCAACAUGAUAUGUAAUUGGGUGACUGAUGAAGAUGAACAGAAACAAUCCUUUGCAUGCGAUGCAAUCAAUGACAUUGCUCCUGGUCUUUCUGUUCUUCAAAUUAACCCUGAACAGAUAAUUUCCAGUUUAUACGCGUCAAUUGAUAAUUCCACUGAUAUUGACAUUUGUUCGAGUCUUCUUUCAUCAUUAGCUGUUGUUAUAGCUAAUUGCGGACAAUACGUAAAUGAUGAAAGAGUCUCACAAUUGUUCAAUUUCAUUUUAGACGUGAUUUCAUCUAAAAACAAAAACUUUUUGGAUGAAAAAGAUGUAAUUGACAAAGAAAUCGCUUCUCCUUUCUUCUAUUUCUUCAAAUGCUUUGUUAUUGGAGGUCUCGCACAAAGAUGCAAUGCAGAGAUAAUGUCUUUGGUACAGCCUCUUCUUGAUAUCGUUGAAAAUCAAUACGACAUCAACAAAAUUUUGUCAAUUUUGGCUAUCGCGAGAUUGUCUUUUGUUUUUGUUGAUAAUUUCAAUGAUAUAAUACCAGAUGUCAUCAGAAGAUUGAAGUAUAUAAUGGAGAAUGCAAGGACAUUGACAGCAGACAUGAAAGGAAACUGUUACGCGAUUGUUGCUAUAUUUAGUUCAUUGAAUGUCAAUUUCUUCGGUGAAGAAGAGUUGUCUUUCUUCGUGAAUAUGAUGAAUAAUGAUGUAAAUAGUACACAAACAAUGAUAUCGUCUAAUGCUUGUUUGGCAAUGGUUUGUAUCGCUGCAAAUGGAAUAGAAAUUGAUCAAAAUGUUCUUAAAGUUUGUUUGAGUAAAAUGCCGCCGCCAUGUGAUGAAGAAGACGUGAUUUUCUUCGCAAAGGCUGCAACAAACUUACAGAAUAUUGAUAAUUCAUUGCUCCAGAAGUCGUCUGUUUCUGUCUUCGGUUCUUCUCCAUUUAUUAUUAAUUUAAUUAGUCCUGAAAUUCUUUCUAAUCUUCUUGAAAUUGCCAAAACACUCAGUAACGAGUAUGUUGUUCAGUUGUUGGGUGGUGAUGAGGCUUCUAUAUCAAGAUUUAGAAAGAAUGUUCAGCAACAAUAG